UCUGGACAGUCUUAGUAUUCAGCUUCAUCAUGGCUGGACGCCUGCUGUUUGUCAUCCUCAUGUAUUCCUUUCACGAGGUUCAAGCACACGCUCUUCUUCCACCUAAACUGACAGUGAAUCCGGCGGUGAUCACAGAGACCGACUCAGUCACACUGAACUGUCAGUCUCCAUCAUCUGUUUCUGUGUCUCAGUGUUAUUUCUACACUUUAAGUGGAGGAACGGUCAGAGUCUUCUCAUGUCUGCAGACACUGACAGGAACUGAGCUGCUGAAGAUGUCGCAUCAAAGUUUACCUGCUGAGGUUGAAGUGAAAUGUUACUACACCGUAAAGGUUGGAGACAGAAAUUCUCAAUCUCCACACAGUGACACAUCCUCCAUCACCAUACACGCUCUUCUUCCACCUAAACUGACAGUGAAUCCACCAGUGAUCACAGAGACCGACUCAGUCACACUGAACUGUCAGACUCCAUCAUCUGUUUCUGUGUCUCAGUGUUAUUUUCACAUUUUAAGUGAAGGAACUGUCAAAGUCCUCUCUUGUCCGCAGACACUGACAGGAACCGAGCUGCUGAAGAUGGCAAAUAAGAAGUCAUCUGCUGAGGUUAAAGUGAAAUGUUACUACUUUGUAAACGUUGGAGAGAAAAAGUAUCCAUCUCCACACAGUGACACAUCCUCUAUCACCAUACACAAUAUUGUGGAAGGAGAGUCAAGCAUUAUCCAGGCAAUGCCAACCAUUACUAUGACUACAGAUUUGACUGAUAGCAGCCCAGGUGUUUCCACGACUCCUGUGAAACCAGCAAUGGAUAUUAAAGAGGUGACACAGACUAUGCAGUCUUCUACUAUGACCACAGGUCUGACUGUUAGCAGGUCUGGUGCUUCCACUCCUGUAACUCCUGCAAAACCAGCAUCAGGUCACCUGACGGUUGGAUCAAGCAACACUGAUAGUUGUAUCUCGACUUCCCUAACACCAGAGGAACCAGCACCAGAUAUUGUGGAAAGAGAGUCAAGCAUGACCCCGACAAUGCCAACAUUUAGUAUGACCAAAGGUCUGACUGUUAGCAGGCGUGGUGCUUCCACUCUGGUAACUCCUGUGAAACGAAUGUCAGGUCAAACUGUUGAUAUGCCAAGUAACACUGGUAGUUCCACCUCUACUUACCUAACACCAGUGAAACAAGCAGCAGCAGAAACGUGGAUAUUGAAGUUUGUAGCAGUUGUGACUGGUUGUGGAGUCAUUGUGGGCGUCAUCUUGCUGGUUUCUGCAAUUCUCUACAACAAAAAAACUGCAGGUUCUGAGGAAGUAAAAAGGCAAGACCCUGAAAACAAGAACUUUGACACAUACCAUAUGUACUACACCAUCGAUGAAGAGUCAGCUGCAUCAGCCCUGAAGGAUAUGGUGUACAGCACCGUGCAGGCACACUGAAGCAGUGUUAUACUGUAUAGAGAAAGAGAAGCAGACAGCCUAAAAGACUAGAGAAAUGUAAAAAUUUAAACCUUGUGUUUAAAGUUGAGUGGUAUAUUCCAGACUAAUGUUAAACGAUUGUAAUGUCUUUUUAUCAGAUCAACCAAACUGCUGUUUAAGACUGAACCAAACUUUUACAAAAAGUUUCCAAGUUUUCCCAGUUGGAUGCACUUUUAAAGUUGAGGUUCAUGAUGUACAAAGCACAGCUUGGUUUCCAAACUGCAUUUAAAUUUAGCUUUAUUUUAGAUCAAGAUUAAACAUGCAUUUAGUUUUACUCAUACACAGUAUAAUUAAGACGAAAGGUCACUCGUGUUUGUAAUUGUUUUGUUUGCUAAUGCGUUUUCUGUUUAAUGUUGGUCAUAUUUUUUAACUUACUGAUACUGUACACACUGUAUGCACAUGGCCUCCCAAUAAUACCAUACCUUGUAAUACUUUGUAUUGUUCAUUUACAUAUCACACACACACACAAACAC
This is a messenger RNA of Perca fluviatilis (European perch), 1927 nucleotides long. RefSeq names its product hyphal wall protein 2-like. The coding region runs from base 30 to 1415 and encodes 461 amino acids. The record is from RefSeq and is a predicted model, not a curated record. The transcript has 16 exons. Lineage: Eukaryota; Metazoa; Chordata; Actinopteri; Perciformes; Percidae.